GUGGACACAUAUUUGGGUAUUCCAUACGCGGAGCCACCGGUCGGUGACCUCCGCUUCCGAAGACCAGUGCCGGCGAAGAAGUGGACCAAACCUUUAAUCGGCAUUACUUUUACAAAUAAUGUCAGCGAAGAUUGUCUAUAUCUCAACGUAUUCUCGCCUAACCUUAAAAAUCGGGGCCCAGAGCUGAGGCCAGUGUUGGUGGUGUUUCACGGCGGGGCCUUCAUCCUCGACUCUUCCAGUAGUGUGUUUUAUAAUCCAUACGUGUUGUCCACCAGAGGGGAUGUCAUUAUUGUUUCGUUAAAUUACAGGUUGGGUGCGGUGGCGAUGCUAUACUCGGGAACAGAUGAAGCGCCUGGAAAUCAACUCUUCUGGGACUCGACAUUAGCCCUGUUAUGGGUGCAGCAAAAUAUUGCACAGUUUGGCGGCGAUCCCAAUAGAGUGACAAUAUUAGGUGUGAGCGCCGGCAGCGCUAUAGUUAGUGGACUCAUAUUAUCGCCAAUGGGUAGGCAUUUGUUUCAAAACGCUGUAAUGAUGUCCGGAUCCAUAGUGAUGAACGGCGCGGUCGCACCGCCGGAGCAGUCGAUGCCAUUUUGGUUAAAACUAUCGCAACAAAUGGGUUGCGCGACCGGAAGUGACGCCACGUUUACGCCAGUGAUUAUGGAUUGUAUGCGAAAAGUGCCGAUCGAUAGGUUGACAGCAUUACCAUUCGGUCCACUCAUCCCAUCACACAAUAAGAUAGACUUCGCGCCACUCUUUGUGGUCGACGGCCUAUUCUUCCCAAAAACACCGCAUAAAAUGCUAGAAAGCGGUGAAUUCAAGAAAGAGCUCAACUUAAUGAUAGGUACGGCUCAAGACGAGGGCUCUAUGUUAUUGUUUAUGUUUGUCGAUCCGAUCACUUAUAGUAUGAUCGCUCCCAAGAGCUUCACUUUUAAAGAGGCUUAUCAU
Messenger RNA from Medioppia subpectinata, 945 nucleotides. The record is from the annotation of a GenBank genome assembly. NCBI's taxonomy places the organism in Eukaryota, Metazoa, Arthropoda, Arachnida, Sarcoptiformes, Oppiidae.